Coprinopsis cinerea okayama7#130 is the source of this 4101-nucleotide messenger RNA. RefSeq lists its product as hypothetical. NCBI's taxonomy places the organism in Eukaryota, Fungi, Basidiomycota, Agaricomycetes, Agaricales, Psathyrellaceae. The coding region runs from base 1 to 4101 and encodes 1366 amino acids. The record is from RefSeq and is a predicted model, not a curated record. The transcript has 9 exons.
AUGAACAAUCCUCCCGUCGACUUAUCUGACCCGCCCAACUCUUUACCAGUAUUCACUCAUCCGAACCGAGGUCCCGAUGUCGCCGAGGUCAUCAGCUUGACCACCCACCCUCUUGUACCUGGUCGAGAAGGGAACAUUUACCUGCUAUGCGGUAGGGGUGAUGCCGCUACCAUGCAGAAAGUUCUCGACAGGGCCGUUCGAUCGCAAUGCCCUUCCACCGCGGCAAACGCAACAGCAGAAGGCUAUUUCAUGGUGAAGGCACGCGACGAGCCAAGAUUUCUAUGGAGGAACAUGGACGGGGACCAGGAUCCCAUGAAAGAUGUAUUGGUGCUGUGGAGCAAAGCGGGGGACAAGCACGACGCAGAAACCCUCAAGCUCCUCAGAGACGCAAGAGACAGACUUCAUGGCGAUCUCGAUGCCACUACCGCAGACAAACCAACAUUCGAUGCUGCGACCAAAUCGUAUUCGGGAGGUCUGGCUUUCGAACGUAACACUGCCGCGGUACCCUUGGACGACAUGAAACGGGCAUAUCCCCUCACCAUUUCUCAUCAAAUCGCGCGCGACAUGGACGCGCCCCACAAAGCCAGGAAAACGGACGGAAAGACUCUCGAUGAUCACGCUCGCCUGGUUCGCGAUAUCGUCCGAGCGGGCGUACUAGCGGGUAUCGGAGGCCUCGAAGACGGUUCGAAGGAUCUGGCGAACGCGAUAGCAGCCAGAAGCGACUACCUCAAUGUCCCUCGAAUCGGCGAUUACCGUAACGCCUACUUCCCUGCCGUCCAACUCAAUAUAUCCACGGCGGUGUCAGCGGACGACAACUCGGACACUUAUAACUUUGUUUCCAAAUACCGAAUCAAUCGACGUCUUGUUAUUCUUCUCUCCGGCAUCCUUGGCCAUGUCUUUCCACCUCCCGUCCCACCCCAUCCCGAUGGUAUCGAAACGACACGGCGGUCGCAAUCAGCCACCAGCCUCCGGGACGUACUUGGCCCGUUCGGAGGCAACCACGUCGAUUGCGGCGAUUCGGCUGGAGGCAUUACAGCUAUGACCAAUAUGAGUUUCCCUCACCCGGACGUCGAGCCCGAAAUCAUGUACUUCGGAGACUACAAGGUGGCGAUCGUCAUGGAGGAAUUCGACACCAACCUUUUUAACGGACUUCACUGUCAUGGCGCGGUCAUUUCUCGAUACAACACCACCCGGACCCUCCUUCGCCCCUAUCAUCGGAACAUGAUCAUUUGCUACUCCCCCAGCAAGUCGUUCGAUGUUCCAGGCUCUUCUGCGCAGGGUUCUCUCCCGACCGCGAUAGGGAAGGAGCGAGUUUGGCAAAUCGCGAGUGAAAUGAAAGAUUGGGGAAUCGUACCAGCGAUCGGCAAGCACGCGUCGGGACAAGCAUCAUUCGGAAUCGACGGCGAGGCUGGACUCUCGGGCGAGGCACACUUUGAACAUUUCGUCCGCGCCAUGUUACAGUUCAACGCCUACAUCGUCAAUCAGUUUCCAUCGCACUAUCUCAUGCGAAUCGACAAAGACAAGUUUCUGAGCGCGUUCUCGUUCGUUAACGAUGAAGGCAUUCGAACUGGCUGUAAACCGUGGAAUCUGGGACCAGGGUGGACAGGGGCGGACACGACCAUUGGAACCAAAUACACCCAAGACCUCCGUAACAUGCCAGCCGACCAACUCCUUCGACUACACAAUUCAGACACCAUCACAAACACUCGAUACGGCAAUACGCAAGUCGCUCAGCACGUUGCGGCGUGGAACCGUCACCUUAAAGCCCAGAGCAUCACGAUCCCACUCUGCGUUGCCUCAGAUCUGUCUGGAAUCAAUGACGCCCAACCGAACCCGACCCUUCGAAGAAAUGUCACCAAGUCCAUUCGCAAAACAGCGGCAACGCAUUCAACCGUCGUCGUGUCCCAGGCUCCAGCUGGAAGCAGCGCGUCCGGCGGGCACAGUGGUACUAAUGACGACGGGAAAACGGAUGGAAGGACGAGCGACGGUCGAUCGGCCAGGGCCGGACAGGAAGCAUCGAGUGACGAAGUGAGGAAGAACAAGAAGAAUAAGAAAGGGGAAAAGGAGAAGAAAGAUGGCGAUCGGACCGGGAAAGGGAAGGGAAAGGGGAAAAGGGCAGCGGCUUGGGAUGCGUAUACCACGAGUGACGCGGAAGAGGACGCGGACUCGUCAGAGGAGGUGAUCCGCCCCAAGCGUAUAAGACAACACCGGAACACGGCAACAGCUGUCAGCCAAGAGGCGCACCGUCCAUCCGCCAACGACGAACGCGAGGGCGGCGAACGCCAUCCAGUGGGAGACGAAUGUGGUCGGAGCGAGAGAGACGGCCCGCAAGACGUAGCCGCGAUUGCUGGGAGGAUAUGCAACAGGAACCUCGUCGAGAACGCCAACGUCGAGAUCGAGCUAUGCAUACAGGAACGCAAGGACACCUCUGGAACGCUUUCUCUCGUCGAAGAACUAUUGACGGACCUUUGCCAGCUGCUACGCACGAACGAUAUCCUGGGGGUUUGGAGAUUGCACUCGCGACUCGGUGCCAAGCAGCGAUUGUUCGACGUCAGCGCCGUUUGCCACAGAGGGCUCGCUCUUAUGGUCAACAUGGUGUCAUGGCAGUGGCUACGUCGAUCGAUGGAGAAGGAGUACGCAGCAUUCCGGAACAAAGAGGACACCUGGAUGGCAGCCUUUAUCUCAAAGCUCGACACGUUUGUUUCGAACCCGAAGAAGGAGCUCAAGUUGCACGCGAAGGAGUUGUUUCCGAACAUGGUUCACUCGGACAAGACACACGUCCUCGCACCACUCAAGCGGAGAGUGUUCAUCACGGAGAGCCUGGACGACUACAUUCUACUCAUGGAACCCAUCUUAUUGGACUGGUUCGAGUUCCCCCAAUCCCCCACUAAUCGGGUGAGGGCCGAAUUCUGCGAGGUGGUGGUGGAACAGUUGGGCGCAUGGGCGCUUUUCCUUCCCGAAAUAGGGUCUAUUUGCCACGAUAUCAAGACCAUCACAGCAGGGAAAACCGGUCGGUUCCCGUCCCAGAAAGUGAACACUUGGGUUCAGAGUCUUCGCCCGGCACUGCAGGCGAUCGCCACCCCAGAGACAAAGGACUCGAUAGAGGAGUUUGGGGGGUUAUUGGAGACGUUUUCCCUGGGCCACCUGUCAGCGAGCGUGUUGGACCAGGUGUAUGCUAGUGCAGCGCCUGACCGAACGGCACUCGAUAACCGUGGAGGUGUCGACAAAGAAGCCGUAUUCCACUUCCUUCGACAAAUCGAGUUGUUGCUACCCCUUAUCGACCGUCCUCACGACGCCGCACCCCCGUCACUCGAGGACGGAGACAGCCAGGGAGGAAGUUCCAUCACUAAAUACGUGAAACACGUGCGCGACAACGGAGACAAGAAACUGCCAUUCCGAGACCUGGCGCCAUCCAGGCGACGUGUACUCGAAGGAGACGGACCGUUCUCAACCAGCCAUCUUCGAACGAGGGCCGGACUGUUUAGCGCAGCGAUACACAGAGGGGUGACCCAUAACACCCCUUUUUUGAUCGAACACUCGGAGAUAUAUUUCGAAGACGCCACCCACUUUCGCGCACGAAUCCAGGCAUAUCCAGACCGACCACGCUCGUUCUUUUGCAACCCAUCCGCGUACGGCGCCAGAGCAAAUCGGACAGUCGAUGUGGCCGAGUCGCUGUGGGACGCAACUGGCGAGAGUGCGUGUAAUAGUUGGUUGCUCGGAGGACCCUCCGACACCGUCACCUUCCAAACGUUGUGGGGACUGUUCAGCACCGCCAAAUUUCCGACUUUCGGACCCUUGACAGCAUACCUGCUCGCAGGAGACUACGCGAUCGCCGGCAUCGUACCCAUGCCAUCUUUUGAGGAAAUGGCGGCUACCGUCAUCUCCCUCAACAAAGGCGCUUUAAAAGGACUUCGCUCACUCGGGUAUAGCUGCACCGACCAGCCAUCCACGUCGUCGGCUCUUCAGGAAGUUGACGCAGAGAUUAUUCGCGCAUUCAGCGCAGAGGUUCGGGAAAAGAUGAAGUACAACAUAUUCGUACUGGAACAUAUGCUCUGCAAAUAUGGUAGAUUGUCAACUAGGAUGUACAGCGCCACCAUGUAA